Messenger RNA from Penicillium olsonii, 843 nucleotides. The record is from the annotation of a GenBank genome assembly. NCBI's taxonomy places the organism in Eukaryota, Fungi, Ascomycota, Eurotiomycetes, Eurotiales, Aspergillaceae.
AUGACGAACCCCCCAGACGCGCCUAAGCGCGACAAGAACGAUCAUGAAUCGGAAGACAGCGGUGAUGAGGAUGUCUUCCACGAUGCACACUUCCCGGCGGAAGAAGAAGCUCAACUCUUGAAAGAGUCCCAGGAGAUAAAAUCCGAAGCAAACAAGUUGUUCCUUGCCACAAGCUACGACCAAGCCAUUUCCUGCUACGACCGAGCCCUUGCCUCAUGCCCAAACUACCUUGACUUCGACGUCGCUGUUCUCCACAGUAACAUUGCCGCCUGUUAUUUGAAGUUAGAAGAAUGGAAGUCGGCAGUGGACUCGGCGUCUGUCUCCAUAGAGCGGCUGGAGAAGAUCAUUCCUUCUGUCCCAUUGGAGAAAGGCAAUGCGGUGAAGGCAAGCGAGGCCACCAAACCGGAUGAAAAAGACAACGACGGUGUGGUGGAGAUCUCAGGGGACGACGAAGAUGCUGAACUGGAGGAACUCCAACGCUUGAAGAAGCAGGAUGAACUCAGGAACAAGGUGUUACGGCUACGAGCCAAAAUCCUCAUGAGACGCGCGAAGGCGAAAUCACAAAUCGGGGGCUGGGGUAACUUGCAAGGAGCUGCAGAAGAUUACCAAGCGCUGGUUGCAAUUGAGACAGUCUCGGCGGAUGAUAAACGCAUCGCCCAGCGAGAAUUGCGGGAGCUCCCCGCUCGCAUCAACCAAGCGCGGGAAAAGGAGAUGGGGGACAUGAUGGGGAAAUUGAAGGAUCUCGGGAAUGGCAUUUUGAGCCCAUUCGGCCUUUCAACGGACAACUUCAAAUUCGUCCAGGACCCGAAAACUGGAGGUUACAACAUGAACUUCCAGUCUUGA